GUUUUGUGAAAACACACACACACACACACACAUAUAUAUAUAAUAGUUAUUUUUUUAGUGUAUAAAUAACACAGUAUAGAUGGAAUCAUGAAUAUCACAAGAAACAAAUUAAUCGUUUUUGGCCUUUUAACAGUAGUUGUUAUUGUGCUUGCAUUUGUUAUUGGAUAUGUGUCUAAAAGCACUGAUGGUUGUCCUGUGUGUGCCUCAAAAAAAGUUAAACGAAGUGCACAGCGGUUGAAAAUAUUUCAAGAAAUUGUUGAUGUAAUGAAAACAGAGAAUCUGAAAAGCAAUUUAAGAUUCUUUGCUCAAAAACCACACGUUGCUUCAUCGUCAAGAACAAACAUAAUAUCUAAAGAAAUCUACAGUCGGUUUGAGUCUUACGGAUUUAAACCAAAAUACCAUUCCUAUGAAACACUUCUGUCUUUUCCAAAAGCCGACCAUCCAAAUCAUGUUUAUAUUAUUAAGGAUGAUGGAACUGAGAUUUUUAAGUCCCGUCGGAUUGAGAAGAUAUUCGAAGAGAAAGAAAAUAACUCUAACUCGUUACCACCGUUUUUAGCCUAUGGUCCAAGUGGAAGUGUUGAGGGUGAUAUUGUUUAUGUUAACUAUGGUCGAGAUAUAGAUUAUAAUUUCCUGCAAGAAGAGCAUGGUACAAAUUUUACUGGUAAAAUAGCGCUUGUGAAAUAUGGAAAAAGUGGAAGGGGAGCAAAGGUUAGUAUUGCUGCUAAAAGAGGUAUUCUAGGUGUUCUUAUAUACGGUGAUCCAAAGGACUAUGCACCAAGUACCAAAUUUCCCAAUGGCAGGUGGCUUUCUGAUGAUGGGGUUCAACGCGGGUCAAUUGUAGGUUAUGGUAAAGAACCUGUUGAUGGUGAUUUAUUAACGAAAGGAUAUCCUGCUAAAGCUGAAUAUUAUCAUGAAAAAAAAUCAGACACUAGAGCAUUGCCUACUAUUCUUGCACAACCCAUAUCUUCUCUUGAUGCAACAGAAUUGUUGAGACGUAUGGGAGGAGCAGUAGUCCCGGACAGCUGGAAAGGUGGACUUAAUGUGACGUAUAAAAUUGGACCGUUUGCAAAUACUACAUUAAAAGCUAAGUUGGUCGUGACAAACGAGUUAGUCAUAAAGAAAAUUCGUAACGUGUGUGGCACCAUCUAUGGCAGUGUUGAACCAGAUCGGUACGUUCUUCUUGGUAAUCAUAUCGAUGCGUGGGUGUUUGGUGCGGUUGAUGCGUCAAGCGGCACCACAGUAAUGAUGGAGAUAGCAAGAGCGUUAGGUGAACAAAUGAAAAACAAAGGAUGGCGUCCUCGCAGAACAAUCAAAAUGUGUGGAUGGGAUGGGGAGGAGUUUAAUCUGAUUGGUUCUUGCGAAUAUGUUGAAGAGUUUCGCAAUGAAUUGCGGGAUAGGGCUGUAGCGUAUAUAAACAUAGACUCUGCUGUGGCAGGAAAUUAUUCGUUGCGUACGCAAGCUAGUCCAUUGCUGCACGAACUUAUCUACAAAGUCAACAAGUUGGUUCCAGAUCCAUACCUCGAUAUGAGCGUGUUUGACAAAGCUGUCCGCGCUUACGAAGAUAAAAACGAACCUUCUCUACAUAGAAUAUACAGUCUUGGUGCGGGCAGUGAUUACUAUGCUUUUUAUCAAUUUAUGGGGAUACCUUCCAUUGAUUAUGGAUAUAGACAAGCUGAUCUUGACAAGAAGUACGGCACUUCGUACUAUCCCAUGUAUCACACCCUGCACGAUACCAUAUAUUGGAUGGAAAACUUUGUUGAUAAGGAGUACAAGAUUCAUCUUACUGUUGCUAAGGUGGCUGCCUACUGCCUCCUUCACCUGGCAGAUUCACCUUUGCUGCCUCUAAAUGCACAGAGGUAUGCGACUAGUUUGAAUAAAAGUAUCGCGGAUCUCACAGAAUUUCUCUUCCUAAAAGGAAUUGAAAAAGAGGGAGUGAGCACAGAAAUAUUAACCAACUCAGUGGCAAAAUUUAAAGACGCUGUUGGAAAUUUAACACAAAAGCUGAAAGAUUUUGACGUUGAUGAGGAUGAUUUAAAAUUGCGCAUACUGAACGACAAGUUGAUGCAGUUGGAGAAAGGAUUUACCUACCCUGUAGGGUUACCUGGUCGUUCGCAGGUUAAAAAUUACAUAAUGGCACCCUCACAAGGCAGUGUCAAUUAUGAUGUACCUUUACCCGCCAUUUCUGAUUUACUACCCACGUUAAAUGAAACAAAGGCCUGGGACCAAGUGAAGAAACAAAUUUCGAUUACCGCGUAUUUAAUCGAAUCUGUAGCAGACUCCAUUAUGGAAACAUUGGUGUAAAUUUGAAGACGAUGUUAUUAAUGUUGUAAAUAUGUUUUUGUUAGACUUUGACAAUGUUGUAACACUUUUUUAUAAACCACAUUUUAUAUGCUCAAAUGCUUUAAAAAGGGAAGCAAGUUGUCAGCAACAUCCCAGCCUGAAAGUGAGUGCAUAAAAAGGAGUACAUGUGUAUUAAAAGAAAGCAGUGCAAGACUCUAGUACCGCAAUUUCUUAAUUUUUUAGUGCUAAAAGUUUUCUAUUUGGUUUCUUAAACUUAUACAUAUAUCGAUUGAAAUUAAUAUCGACUUGUACGUUGUUUAAUCACGCAUGCGUAUGUACAAAGAGUUCAGAAAGAAAUAUUUCAUAAAAAAAUUACUUUUAUUAGUUUCAUAAUUUUUUGAAGCCUAAAAAAUCCAGUAGUGGACGUUUCUUGUAUUUUAGGAAGCUCCAGCCUCUAGUUUUAUAAACGGAUUUCUUUUGAAAAAAUACGGGUAAAGGGAAGAAUAAAGAUUAUAAGAAUAUUAAUUUCAAAGGAAAAAACUGAAGUUUGAUUGCGAUAUUUUGUGUUGCUUAUAAAACAAUGUGUAUUUUUUUUGUGAUUUUUUAUAGACUUGACACAUUAUUGUAGAUUUUGUAGUAGAAAAUAUUUUUUGAUAUUGUUAGAAGUAGAUUUUUUAAUUGUAAACCUUGUAAACAUUUUUUAAUUAGAGAGAUUUAUAAUUACUGUGAAA
Molecule: messenger RNA, 3011 nt
Organism: Hydractinia symbiolongicarpus
Lineage: Eukaryota; Metazoa; Cnidaria; Hydrozoa; Anthoathecata; Hydractiniidae
Product: glutamate carboxypeptidase 2-like
Exons: 14
Coding region: 88-2301 (737 amino acids)
Molecular function (GO): carboxypeptidase activity
Source: RefSeq, a predicted model, not a curated record